Messenger RNA from Exophiala spinifera, 1386 nucleotides. RefSeq lists its product as uncharacterized. The transcript is spliced from 3 exons. The record is from RefSeq and is a predicted model, not a curated record. NCBI's taxonomy places the organism in Eukaryota, Fungi, Ascomycota, Eurotiomycetes, Chaetothyriales, Herpotrichiellaceae. The coding region runs from base 1 to 1386 and encodes 461 amino acids.
AUGCUCUUUGUUGUGUCGUCAAAUGUUGACAAGGUCGAUCCUGCAACGAGGAAGCUCAUCCGGAGCCAUGUGAUGCUCGGGAAGAAAAAGAAAAAAAGGGGAGCACCCAACUCGGACAGGCGAGUGAUUCGGGCGACUCCUGCUCACAUAUCGCCCGUUGGACUGAAUGAAGUAAUGGAAACGUUCAAUCCCCUGCUCUACAGACGGGUUGGUCCAGACUUUUCAUUCGUGGACUUUGCCAAAGGGGUGGAACCGUCGAUCGCUAUGAAUCUGAACAUAACAAGUUGUUCCCCUGUCGCUAAGAGGGUCAUGUUCCCGCUGAUGAUGGAAAUUGGCUUCCAUUCGGAGAGCGGGGAGACCUUGUACCCCGUGGAGGCAGAUCCCGCCGCCCUUCACAUAACAGCCUUUUGCGUGGAGGAGUUCAUUCAAAGGGUCCUUCAGCGCCAGCCGAACAGCAUUAAUCCCGUGUCGAUGCUUCAUUUACAAAGAGGGCUAAGGCUUCUCCGGGAGCGACUGCUCGGGGACGAAGGUGAUCUAAAGAUCUCGGAUUCCACGGUGGGUACUGUCAUGAAACUUUGUGGAACAGCGCACUUUAAGGGAGAAUAUAAGGCCUCGAGGCACCACAUGGAGGGACUUCGGAAGAUGGUAGAUCUCAGAGGAGGUCUCGAUGUCUUCAAAGGCAAGUUCUUGCUCACCGAAUUGCUGAGAUGCGACCUAAGGAUCGCGCUACUCGAUGCAUCCACGCCUGUAUUUUACCGUCAACCUUCCGAACCAGUGCCUGAGUACCCCAAGAAGCUGGUACCCAGCCCUGACAGCAAGCCGUUCUCCGACGACAACGAUAGGUUGAUUCACCAUCUGAACAAGGAGCUCGCGACAGCAUGGUGGGUCAUGAGAAGGUUCUGCUUGAUCGUCAAUCUUGGGGUACAAACACAGUGGCCGGUCUACACGGAGGUCAUUCAUGACACUAUGGUCUCCGUAAUUUAUCGUCUUCUCUCUAUGGAGUUCCCGGCCAGCUCACUUGAUGAGGUGAUGCGCCUCGGUCUGCUUACCUUCUCCUACCAUGGCUUCUUACAGUGGCAGGACGUCAAACCACCCCACCAUGAAUUUCACACCACUUAUCAAGAGUGUAUCCUCCACCUCGGGGUCGUUGAAGGAGUCACUCCUCAGCUGACGCUUUGGCUGCUGAUGAUAGCAGCGAAUUCGCUCUUUGACAUCUCUGAUGAAGAAUGGCUGGAGAAUAGUAUGCGGGACUGUAUUGACAAAUGCCGUAUCAUGACAUGGAAGCAGAUGCAGGAACUAUUGAUGUCGUUCAUGUGGAUUCCACUACUGGACGAGCGGUCAGGCAUGCAGAUAUAUGAGUGGCUCUUUCCAGAUCAAGAGAAAUGA